CGGCAAAUCGCGAGGAGCCACUGCCACAUUCAUGCUGCCCGCCGGCUGCUCGCGUCGGCUGGUAGCCGAGCUGCGGGGCGCCCUGGACGCUUGCGACGAGCGACAGCGGCAGCUGGAGCGGAGCCUGCGCGUAGCCCGACGGCUCCUGCGGGCCUGGGUACCAGAGCAGACCCCGGCUCCGGAGCCAACCCCAGGGCCAGAAACUGAAGAAACUCCGUCUCCAGCAUGCACACCCAGCUCCGAAGACAUCAAAGAGCUGGAGCUUCUGACCCAGGCCCUGGAGAAAGCUGUACAGGUGCGAAAAGGCAUCUGGAAGGCUGGAGAGAGGGACCAGGACCCCAGCCUGAAGUCUGGGUCAGUUGUUGAUUCUGCUACCACAGCCUCUGCCCCACCCCAGGCCUCAGGCCGGGCAGCCCAAGCAUCAGAGACAAAACUCCCAAGGGGCACCCGCCAGACCACAGGGCCUACCAAGGCACCUGAGCGCAGGCUUCUGUCACCCGGACAUGGGACUCGUAGGGAUAAAGCGGCCCGAGCCACCAAGCCUGGACCAGGCCUCAGGGACCAACAGAGAGCCCCAUCAGCUGCUCCUCGUGUCCCAGAAGCUUUCACACUCAAGGAGAAGGGGACCCUGCUGCAGCUGCCCCUGGCCUUCAGGAAGGCGGCUUCCCAGAACUCCCGCCUGUGGGCCCAGCUCAGCUGUACACAGACCAGUGACUCCAUGAACGCUGUUACCACGGCCAAAACCCAGUUCCUCCAGAAAAUGCAGACAACUUCAGGCUGGCCCAGCUCCGGGCUCAGUGCUGCUGAGGUGGAGGCGGAGGUGGGGCGCCUGCGGAGGGCCUGCUGGCUGCUGAGACUACGCAUGGGUGAGGAGCUUGCAGCAGACCCCAGGGACUGGAUGCAGGAAUACCGCUGCUUGCUCACCCUGGAGGGGCUGCAGGCCAUUGCAGGGCAGUGUCUUCACAGGCUGCAGGAGCUACGUGCAGCAGUGAUGGGACAGCAGCUGGGGCCAUGGCCUGAAGAGACAGUGUCCAGGGCCUCAUUGCCCUGUGGAGGAGGAGCAGACCCCAUCUGGAGCCCCCAGCUGCUUCUCUACUCCAGUACCGAGGAGCUGCAUGCCCUGGCAGCCCUCAGGCUGCGGGUGGCCAUGCUAGACCAGCAGAUCCACUUGGAGAAGGUCCUGAUGGCAGAACUUCUCCCCCUGGUGAGCACGCAGGAACCAUUGGGGCCUGCCUGGCUGGCGCUGUGUCGGGCAGCACACAGCCUGCUCUGUGAGGGGGGCCAGCACUUCCUCACCAUCCUGCAAGAUGGACCUGCCGACUGAACCCCAUCGCCCCCCACCCCACUCCCAGGCCCAGGACCCUGGGGCCAAGGCGAGAGCUCCCCUCCCUGUUCUGAGUUAAGUGAAUGGGGAUGGAGGUUUCUUGGGGGCCCAGAGUGCCUGUGCCUCCUGGGAAAGCCAGGUUUCCAAGGUGGGGUGGGGCGGCCCCUGGCACUUCCUAAGGAACCAAGGGCCCGUGGCUGCUAGGCCUGCUGCUCGGGCCUCUGCUGGCUGGCCGCCCGCAGCCUCAGGGGCUCUUAGCAACCUGUUUUUCCUUGCUUUAGACUCGAAAUUGCUUCUGUGGUUUUCAUACUUCUUUAGAAAGUAAUAUAUUUAAAUCAUGUCAAGGUGGGAGUUAGUGUCUG
This is a messenger RNA of Manis javanica (Malayan pangolin), 1686 nucleotides long. It is a transcript of the gene TEDC2, whose product is annotated as tubulin epsilon and delta complex 2. The record is from RefSeq and is a predicted model, not a curated record. NCBI's taxonomy places the organism in Eukaryota, Metazoa, Chordata, Mammalia, Pholidota, Manidae.